This is a messenger RNA of Pochonia chlamydosporia 170, 411 nucleotides long. RefSeq lists its product as hypothetical. Lineage: Eukaryota; Fungi; Ascomycota; Sordariomycetes; Hypocreales; Clavicipitaceae. The coding region runs from base 1 to 411 and encodes 136 amino acids. The record is from RefSeq and is a predicted model, not a curated record. The transcript is spliced from 2 exons.
AUGACGCCUAAACAAGAAUCAACAUACUACCUCGUUCCCAACCAUCUUGGUCUGGAUCCUUCCGCGCGGGAGGCCGACUUCAACUCACACUCAUGGGUACAACCGAUUGUCAUCGAAGAUGAAGAUUUAAUGUUUGGAGGGAAAUCACUGAGUGCAUGGUAUGAGGAGGACCGUCGACGUUUGAGCAGCGGGAGCGAUGAUGGAAGAACCGAGCACAGCCAAGAAGAAGAACGAAGAGGUCGAGAGCGCGUCAGGAGACACCACAAGAGCUCUAAGAGCCACCGCAAAUGUUGCAACACGCACUUGCUGGCAUGUGCCAGCGACCAACACCAUCGACAACUCAACUACUCAGCCUCAAAGACCGGCGCGCUUAUACAACUACAUCAUCGCAACACCGCACAAAGACGAUAG